AUGUCCUUAAUUUCCAGCAACAGCAGCAAACAUCGCCGGCGCCGUCCCACUGUGCAUCAUGCAUCCAGCGGCGUCUCCCCAGGCGCCGGCACGGCGGCGCCCUCCCCCUGGGCGUCGAUGAACCAAGACUUGAUCCGCCUGAUCACCUGGCUGGUGCUGGCCGGAGACUUACUCGACUACGUCCGCUUCCGCGCGGCCUGCCGCCACUGGCGGUCCAGCACCGUCUGCCCACGCGGCCGCGGCGUCGUCGACCCACGGUUCCACCCACGGCGCUGGAUGAUGUUCCCGGAGGGCCACGGCCUGCACCCAUCCCACACCAGGCUCCGCGGCUACGUCCGCUUCCUCAACCUCGACACGGGGAGGUUCGUCCGCGCCAAGCUCCCGGCCUUCAAGGACCACUGCGUCCUAGACUCGGUGGACGGCCUGCUGGUCAUGCACAGGGACGAGGACACGGCCGUCCGCCUCCUCCACCCUUUCACCAGCGACGUCGUGGACCUCCCGCGGCUCGUGACCCUCGCGCCGCACAUCGACCUGAGAGGAGUGUGCGCUUCCGUCAGCGUCAGCGCCGCCGGAGUUGUCACCGUCUUUCUUGCGCUGCAUCGGAUGGGCCGCGUCGCCAUCCCCACCUCCCGGGAUCAGCAAUGGCACAUGUCAACCUGGCACAUUUCAGUUUCAGUUUCAGAAAAAUUUCAGCACCAACCGAAAUCACUGAAUUUCAGUGAUUUCAGUUUUCAUUUCAGCCAAAUGACCGAAAUAUUCACUUGA
Messenger RNA from Triticum dicoccoides, 765 nucleotides. RefSeq lists its product as uncharacterized. The record is from RefSeq and is a predicted model, not a curated record. The transcript is spliced from 2 exons. Lineage: Eukaryota; Viridiplantae; Streptophyta; Magnoliopsida; Poales; Poaceae. The coding region runs from base 1 to 765 and encodes 254 amino acids.